Gopherus flavomarginatus (Mexican gopher tortoise) is the source of this 801-nucleotide messenger RNA. RefSeq names its product olfactory receptor 6B1-like. Gene Ontology annotation, cellular component: membrane. Lineage: Eukaryota; Metazoa; Chordata; Testudines; Testudinidae. Gene Ontology annotation, biological process: G protein-coupled receptor signaling pathway. The record is from RefSeq and is a predicted model, not a curated record. The transcript has a single exon. Bases 1 to 801 code for a protein of 266 amino acids. Gene Ontology annotation, molecular function: olfactory receptor activity.
AUGUACUUCUUCCUGAGCAACUUCUUCUCUUUUAUGGAGAUCUGGUACAACAUAGUCACUGUGCCCAAGAUGCUGUCCAGCUUCAUGGUGGAGAGGACCACCAUAACUGUGUUGGGCUGCAUCAUCCAAUUCUAUGCCUUCUGCUGCUUGGGAACCACAGAGUGCAUGUUCCUGGGUGUGAUGGCUUAUGAUCGCUACUACAUUGCCAUCUGCUACCCGCUGCAUUACAGCACUCUGAUGAACAAAAAGGUCUGCACCUGGCUGGCUGUUGGCUCUUGGGUGAGUGGUUUCAUUGGCAAUUUGCCUCUCACCAUCUCUACCACUCAGUUCUUCUUCUGCGGCCCCAACAAGAUCAACCACUUCUGCAACCUGGCACCAGUGCUGAACCUCUCAUGCACAGACACCUCAGUCAGCGAGAUGGUAUUCUUCACCUUCGCCUGGGUCAUCAUCCUCUGCUCCUUCCUGCUCACUAUGGUGUCCUAUUGCUACAUCAUCUCCACCAUCCGCAGGAUGCCCUCCACCAUUGGCAGACAACGGGCCUUUUCCACCUGCACCUCCCACCUCAUCGUGGUCACCAUUUUCUACAGCACUGUCACCUUCAUGUAUGUCUGGCCCAAGGUGCGCUACACCUUCCAGGCAGACAAGGUAGUCUCUGUCUUCUACUGUGUAGUCACCCCGCUCCUCAACCCUGUCAUCUACAACCUGAGGAACAAGGAAGUGAAGGAGGCACUGAGGAGAAUGCUGUGCAGCAGAAGAAGGCUAAAUUGGAAGAACUUUGGACUCAUUGACUGGGAUAGUUAA